AUGUCUCGACAACUCCUACAGCAGGAAUACUACAACUCGAACGUGCAAGAGUAUGCACCGCAAACAUACAAGAUAACCAUGGACUUCGCUAGCCAGCUGAAAGUGGGACACAUUAUCCAGUCAUCCAUGAAGGACACCGUUAAAAAUUUGGUGUUGUGCAUGGCAGUGUGCCGAGACCCGAGGCAAUCACCCCUUCUCAAAUUUCAACCUAUCAACCCCCUCUGGGUGCCCCUGAGGCACAUGGUGCUUUUUGAAACCAAUGUAACAGUUAAUACUUCCUCAUCGGCUUCAGCACCGUCUCCAAAACCAGGAACAAACAAGUUUACUUCUCUGCAAUCACAAAUUUCUAACAAAUCUGGCGAUGAAAAUAGCUCGAAAGCGAAAAAUGAACACGAAAAAGUUGAAUCAAAAUUAAGUAAUGAACAAAAUAAAGAUGUGGAAAAAUUAAAAAUGGAUGAUGCUAAAGAAAUUGUUUACUACAGUUUGGUAAGCAAACCAAAUCGCCAGCAGCCACCUGACGCGGUUUCUGUGAAAAGUGAUUGCAACGCGGCAACUUUCACCGACAAUAGCGACAAAACUAAUAAAACAAUCACAGAAGAGGUCAAAAUUGUCAGCGAUAACCAUAAACCAGAACCAAUCAUUGCCAUAAAACCAACAAUUUCGGAAAAACCCGCCGCGAAAGUACUUACAAAUCAAUCGUCAGUCGAGAAGCCAACCCCAGCCCAGAAACCUUCUUUCAACGUGCUUCCCAAUUCUCUGGCAGUUGAUCAGAAAAACUGUAAUUCAGAUUUAAACAACUAUAAUGCCAAAAAAGAAACACUCAAUACUGACAUUAAAUUCACGAUAGCGGAAGGUGUGAAUGGCUGUGCAAAGCACAAAAUUUACGACAUUGAUCGAGCGUUUGCCCAUGAACUCCUCAAAAAUGCUGAAACCGGUUGCUUCCUGUUCAGGAAAUCUGUCAAAAAGCCAGGGGGUUUGACGCUGUCGGUUGCUUCUUCAUCUCCUCGCCAGUUGCACAACUUCUUCAUCGAAAUUGAAGACAGCAAGUACAAAAUUGGAAAUUACGGUUUCGAUUCACUGGAUCAAAUCAUAUCCUACUACAGCAAGAAUAGCAUUGUAGAGAACGAAUCAGAUUCUGCUGUUAAACUAACGAAACAAUUUUCAAUCUGUUGA
This is a messenger RNA of Helobdella robusta, 1173 nucleotides long. RefSeq lists its product as hypothetical. Lineage: Eukaryota; Metazoa; Annelida; Clitellata; Rhynchobdellida; Glossiphoniidae. The record is from RefSeq and is a predicted model, not a curated record. The transcript has 4 exons. Bases 1 to 1173 code for a protein of 390 amino acids.